AUAUGUUGUGCCAAGCAUCGAAAGGUGUAGUGAAUAAUUUACACAAAUCGCGAAAAGUAUGGAUAAAAGCUCUGUUCAUUAUACUGGUGCUGAAUGCGCAUGUGCUUGUUGUGACAUCGCAGCAGCAGCAGCAGCAGCAGCAGCAGCAGCACCAACACCAACAUCAGCAGCAACAACACCAACAGCAACAACAGCAGCAGCAGCUUUUGCCGACAAACCUGCCAUCACCGCAAAAACGAGCCGGUAACAUUGCCGAUGGUGCCAAGGAUCAUUGCAACAAAACUGUUGACAUCUAUGAGGAUAUCUCCUCACCCGAAGUGACUAACCUGAACCGAAACCGGCCACUCACAUGUUGGUACCGGUUUCGAAGCUUCCGCGGAGCACCACGCGAUUGGGUACUGCGGUUGAACUUCAAAAAGUUUAAAGUAGGAACGCUGUUGAAUGCGACGCACUGCGAUGGAGGCUACUUGCAGAUAGUGGACGGUAAUGCCAAAACCGAUGUGUCAAACCGUAGAGAACCGGGUCAAUUUUGCGGCGAGUCGGAACAACCGCAAACGUUCAUCAGUGAAACAAGUGCCGUCAAAAUAGUCUUUCACACCGAUAAUUUCACCGACCAGACAUAUUUCGCGUUCGACUCUGGCGCAGAACAACAAAUGGAGGUAUUCAACCGAUACGGUCCCCAUCCGGAGCUUUAUCCGAAUCGCCGAGGUGAAGUGGUUCAAGGCUCGUACUGCGAACGAGAAUUUCGCGACUGUCGGCUGCAGACCUGCUACGUGCAAUCACCUGCUUAUCCAGGAAUAUAUCCGCGAGCGUUGAAGUGUCGCUACCGGCUCCACACGAGACUGCCUUUCAUCAAGCUCUACAUCCAGAAUGAGCAGUUCGCAGUGGACGGACAGAGGUGUGAAAACAUCAUGACAUGUCCGAUGAAGGAGAUAGGGUCUGGUUCGGAGCACUGUCCCUACGAUUGGUUGGCUGUGUACGACGGACGCGACGAGCACGCACCACCGAUUGGAAAAUUCUGCGGGAUGGGUAAAUUCCCCUUCAGUAUUAUCGGAACGUCCCAGCAUAUGUAUGUGGAGUUUGUAUCCUCACCAGCUGGACCGCUGCUUAACACGGGUUUCCAUUUCAACGUGGGAAACUGGCCAGGUCAUGUGGAAACGGUUGGUACCAAACAUGGCGCGUGUGAUUGGUUGCUUAGUUCUGAUGCGUUACGUGCCACCAGUGCCUCCGAAGGCAUCUUCCUCAGCGUAGCACACUGGUAUCCACCAAAUACCUCCUGCAGCUACCACAUACAAGGAAACGAAGACGAAGUGGUUCGUCUUUACUUCCCGAGUUUUCGAAUAAAUCGUAUCGAAGCGCCGAUCAUAAAGCACGAGGAGGACUGUGCAGAAUCACUCACGAUCUACGACGCAAACAAUCCCGAUCCUGCCCGUAUCAUCAAGACGUUCUGCGAUACCUUCUCUCGACCGAUGGAGAAGAUCGACUUUGUCAGCACUGGUCGGUCGCUGUACGUGAAGUUUCUUAGCAAAACCGGCUCGUACAGUGGCAGCUCGCUGUACUACUGGGCACACUAUGACUUUUUCAACAACACGAAGUUUGGUGAUCCUGUGCCAAACACGCUCUGCGACGAGGUGUUCUAUGCCUGGAAGUAUAGCCGCGGAGAGUUAAAGUCCCCAAGGAACACACUCAUCUACAAACGAGCCUCUGGCAGUGACGUUCGUUGCCAGUACAAGUUCAUCACGGACCGUCGUUUGUUUUCGCGUGUUGUAGUCGAAGUGACAUCGGUCACGUUCAAGGAAGUUCCCUACUCGAUAAGCGCAUGCACUCGCUGCCACGAGGAACGUGUCGAUAAGCUAAUUUUGUGGGAAGAACGAGACAAGAGCCAGAACCGGUUGGCCUGCUUUUGCGAUAAUAUUCCCCGACCGGUGCGAAUCAUAUCUUCGGGUGAUCAAAUGAAUCUAGAGCUUAUCAUACAAGGACAGCACGCGACGACAAGCUACUUCAAAAACCCAAACACUCUGUUCGAGGCGAACUAUGAGUUUGCACACGGACCAAUUUGUGGACCGAUUACGUUAGGUCCCUCGCCGGACGGAGAGCUGGUGUUUCCCUACAAAAACGCACUAGGAUUCCAACUGACUGAAAACCGCAAAGAAAAAUGCAUCUGGGAGCUUAAGGUGGCGGCUCAACGUGAUUUAUGGUUGCACCUGGACAAGGCUCGGUUUGCUGAGCGUAGUUGUGAGCACGGCCGCAUUGAGGUUUAUCUUGCCGGCCGACUUGAGCCACGAUUUAUCAUCUGUCCAGAAAAUGUUAGCCUUGCCCGAGAUCUACCAAUACUGUCUGCGGCAGAGCUGGGUGCCGUCGAGAACGAGAAUGAACCGCUGCCAGUACUGAUACAGUACACGGGCGACAGUGCUAUUGGUAAAAAUGCUUUCAAAUUCGUCUGGACAGAACUGUUCCAUCUACCUCGCAAUGCCGACGGCACGCUUGCAACCUCGGCCAUGUUCAAGGACAGCUGCGAUUUCUACUGUCCUGGUGAUCAGCAUGUUUGCAUACCGGAAUAUUUACUGUGCAAUGGUGUCCUUAACUGUCCCAACGUGACCGGCCUGCGAGUUGUGGAGAGUAACAUCGACAAAAACUAUGAGUACAUCGAGGAAAACUAUCUACGUACCGGGCUCUUCGACAAGGAGUUCCUGCUCAACAUCGAGUAUCUGACCGAUGAGUCGCCGGAGCUCUGCCGGACGAAAUACAUACCCGGUAGCAACCCCGGCCAGGUCGAGCUACCGGACGUGGUCGAAUGCUUCCAGUUUCCGGUGGUACAGAUGGUUGUAGCUGGCAUCAUCGUCAGCACGCUAAUCAUUCUAGCUUUCGUCAUCUACUGUCGUUUGUAUGGGCAAAAGUAUUACGAAUGAGAAGAACCGCACUAGCGCUGGCUGUAGCGUCCCUGCUUCCAGUCUCUAGACUAUCUCUGAUGAGGUAAGUUGUUAGCUUUUUGUGUCUCUUUUCUCUCCCAACACCAUUUUCUUCCUCCUUCAUUGGUUGAUCUACGUGGGUAGGCGCAACGAGUGAGCUUAUUGUGUGUUGCGCAAACUGAACUACUUACAUAGCAAGGGCACAGCAUUUACGAUGAAAUAGCGACGUUCAGCAACAUUUAGUACGUUAGGCAAAUUCCCUUUUGAUAUGACCUUACUUUGAGCACUAUUUUGGAACAAGUAGAUCUUUUGGCAAAGUUUGUAAGCGAUUGCAUUGAAGCAAUCACUGUACGGUUGAAAACGUUCAAUCCUCUCCACUAGUGGUUCAUUUUAAUGAUCUACACGGAAAUUAAACAAAAGUUUUUUCUCGAAAAAAACCCGCACUACCAAACUCAGUAGAACAUAACUGCGGGAAAAUUUUCUGCACCAAUUGAACUAGUUUAGGGAAUAUUUUCUUUACUUUUUCUUCGUAGUCAACAAUAGUACCAGUUAUUUCCAUUUCAACAGCAAGUUACAAGCAGGGUUACAAGCAAAAGUUGUGCUUGAGACAAUGACAACUUUAGCAACACACACACACACACACACUAUUAAACAAUGCAUCAGCAAGUAAUGCAGGGUAGCUUGAACACGGUGCAUGAAACUAGUUUUAACAAUCGUUUCAUCGAAACAAAGAAUAUUGUUGAAAGCAGUGUUGGUGGUGAAGGAAGUUAAACUAUAGGCAAAUAAAAGGCAAUUCUUUACGAUAAUGAAAAUAAACUAAAAACAACAACAACAAAUCCUUGCACAACUUGUACAUAAGUAAAAUUUAAACUAAGAAUCCUAACUAAGAAACAAAACAAAACUCACAAACAAAUAAGAACCAGCGUGGACUUAGGCCAAAUAGGAACGUAAAGCAGAACACGAUUCAAAUGCAAAUGGAAGUAGUAAAUCACAAAUCUAGGGAAUAUUAUGAAUCAAUUUCAAUUACUAUAUACAACGGUGAUGGAGAGAAAGUAAAAUUGAAGAAAAAAAACUCUAAACGGAAUGCCAUAUAUUCAGCGUAGUACAUUGUUGGAGCCGAGGAACCUUGAACUGUUUAACGAGUGAAGUGAAGCAAAUAGAACGAAAAUGUUAUUAAAUUGAGUAUGUAGUGAUUGUGUGCGUCGGUGAUCCCUGUUGGGUAAGGUGAACAAUAAAGAGA
Anopheles moucheti is the source of this 4149-nucleotide messenger RNA. RefSeq lists its product as uncharacterized. The transcript has 8 exons. The coding region runs from base 3 to 2909 and encodes 968 amino acids. Gene Ontology annotation, cellular component: plasma membrane. Lineage: Eukaryota; Metazoa; Arthropoda; Insecta; Diptera; Culicidae. The record is from RefSeq and is a predicted model, not a curated record.